UCAUGACUAUUUUUUUUUUCUAACAAAAAAAAGACUAUUUUUUUAAUAUUAUUCAUUGCAUCUAUCAUAAAUAUGACGUGAGUGUAUAUAAAUAUAAAAAGUUAUAUUUAUGUCUAUGUAUCUUUCUAUUUAUAUAUAUAAAAAUAUAUAUGUAUAAGCUUUACCAGAGGUUUCCAAAAAUGACUAUUAUUCUUCCUACAUCCAUAAAAUAUAUUUUCUCCAUGGCUACUUCUCUUCUUUGUGUAAUAGUACCCUUUAUCUCAAUAACAAUAUAUCUGUGUUUUCUCAAACAGAGGAGAAAACUAAACCUUCCUCCUGGUCCUAUAAGGCUACCCAUCAUCGGAAACCUCCACCAGUUGCUAGGCAACACCUUGCCCCAUCAAACUUUUGGGCGACUUUCUCACCAGUACGGACCAAUCAUGUUCUUGCAACUCGGCUUCAUACCAACUCUUGUGGUCUCCUCUGCACAAGUAGCUAAAGAAAUCUUCAAAACUCAUGAUAUUAUCUUCUCUGGAAGACCGGUAUUGUACGCCGCCAAAAAGCUCAGCUACAACUGCUCAGCCGUCUCAUUCGCUCCUUAUGGCGAUUACUGGCGCGAAAUGAGAAAGAUUGUUAUGUUAGAACUUCUUGGUCAGAAGAGAGUUCGAGCUUUUCAGAGUGUGAGAGAAGAAGAGGUCAAAACUUUGAUCAAAACUGUAACUAGUAUUUCUACUUCUUUGAAUUAUUCUGGUGUUGUUAAUCUCAGUGAACUUAUGGUUACUUUGGCGAACAAUGUUGUUUGUGGAGUUGCUUUUGGAAAGAAGUACAAUGGUUCUUAUUAUGAUGGUGGUGAUAGUGAAAAUAAUGGGAAGAGUGGUGGAAUUCGAGAGUUACUUCAUGAGACUCAGAAUGUACUUGGUGGGUUUUGCAUGGCUGACUUUUUUCCACCAUGGUUAACUUGGAUUAACAAGUUUAAUGGUCUUGAAAGAAGGCUUAACAAGUGUUUUAGAGACUUGGAUAACUUUUAUGAUAAAGUGAUUGAAGAGCAUUAUCAUCAUUUUGAUCCUAAUCAUAAUCAAACUAAACAUAAUGAAGAUGUUGUUGAUGUUCUGCUUCAACUUCAGAGGGAUCCAAACCAAGCCUUAAAGAUCAAUAACAACCAAAUCAAGGGUGUUAUAACUGACUUAUUCAUUGCUGGGACUGAUACAACAUCAGCAUCACUAGUAUGGAUAAUGGCAGAGCUGAUGAUGAAUCCAGAAGCCAUGAAAAGAGCACAAAAAGAGGUGAGAGAAGUUGCCAAUGGAAAAGGGUUUGUAGAGGAAAUCCAACUUUCAAAACUAAACUACAUAAAAUUAGUGAUCAAAGAAGGAUUGAGGCUCCACCCACCAGUACCAUUACUAGUUCCAAGAGAAACAACAGAGUUUUGCAGAGUAAAAGGGUACGACAUUCCAUCUGGAACAAGGGUUUUUGUCAAUGCAGGAGAGAUUGGGAGGGACUCAAAUCAUUGGGAAAAGCCAAAUGAGUUUUGGCCUGAGAGGUUCUUGGAGAGCUCAUCAUCAUCAUCAAUUGACUAUACAGGAAAACAUUUUGAGUUAUUGCCUUUUGGUGUUGGAAGGAGAGGGUGUCCUGGGAUUAACUUUGCUGCUGUGUUGAUUGAGCUUGCACUUGCUAAUCUUUUGUGUCGUUUUGAUUGGGAACUUCCCAAUGGAAUGAAAAGACAGGAUUUGAAUAUGGAAGAAGUGUUUGGUCUAACUAUGAAUAAGAAAAUCCCUCUAUGCCUAGUUGCUAAGGUGGUUGAUUUUUGAGUACUUGUACCGUAAUACUCUUGUAUACAAUUUCUAAAUGACUUGUCAAUUAGGACAAUGCAAAUUGAUUUUUGUCAAA
Molecule: messenger RNA, 1863 nt
Organism: Cannabis sativa
Lineage: Eukaryota; Viridiplantae; Streptophyta; Magnoliopsida; Rosales; Cannabaceae
Product: cytochrome P450 71A9
Exons: 2
Coding region: 150-1784 (544 amino acids)
Molecular function (GO): oxidoreductase activity, acting on paired donors, with incorporation or reduction of molecular oxygen; monooxygenase activity; iron ion binding
Source: RefSeq, a predicted model, not a curated record